Alternaria ventricosa is the source of this 1014-nucleotide messenger RNA. RefSeq lists its product as uncharacterized. The record is from RefSeq and is a predicted model, not a curated record. The transcript is spliced from 4 exons. The coding region runs from base 1 to 1014 and encodes 337 amino acids. Lineage: Eukaryota; Fungi; Ascomycota; Dothideomycetes; Pleosporales; Pleosporaceae.
AUGGAGGUGCGCACUCCGCCCGCUGCAGGAUUCUUUCUCGACCAUGAAUACGUUUCCCAUACCCUCAGGCAUAUCCGUAUCCUGAAGCACAUCGAAGGACCCGACCGAGCCAAGCUCAAUCGCACAAGGCCUCAUCAAAGGCGUAGUAAUCUCACCUUGAAGACCCGACAACGAUUCCAAAAUCUCAAGCAAAAGCUGGCCAAAAUCACCGCAAAACUAGACCAGCUCGAGAACGUUCUCCAGCAGUAUUUGGAAGAUUUCAUGACUUACCGUCAGCGAAUCGUUCUGGAACUAUUUCAGACGAAGUUCGCCCGAGAACUUCGCGAUGACGUAUACGGCUAUAUGAUAGGCGGCGACCAGUUGGCGAUCAGUAUCAACCUUCAUGACCUGGUGGCGUCUGCCUCACCAGCCUUCGCCAUCGCCGGUCACACGAGCGCAAGUCGUUCUAAGCACUUCCAGACGUCACUCACCCGCAAUGGCUACGGCCACUUACUCGAAGCGAGGACGAUACUCAAGGACACGAUGCUAGAGCUAGCGCACGCAUGGUACAGGCUCUCCACGUUUCGCUUCAUGCAAGCCAUCCACGUCGAUCUAUUCCUUAGGACCGACUUUCAUGGCUUCGGCCUCGAUACGCAGAAGCUAAUCCGGAGUGUAGAGGGUAAACUGUUCACCCCUGUCAACUCGUCCGGCGAUUCCACCAUACUAGCUAAAAGCUUAGCCGAGCUUCACACUCUCAAAACUGGUGCCAACAUCUUGCUGAGCUUGCAGGCUUUGCCGACAGUGGCAGUGAUGAAUGUAGUGGCAGAUUCCAGCGCAGCAAUCCCGCCUCGUUAUCUCGCACUCCUAUUCACGAGCAUCCAGAAGUUGCUUACAGCCGAAUACCGUGUCACGGUGAAGCUGGGCUACCACUUGAAGUUCAAGGUGGUAAGCGAGGAGCUGACGGAGGAGUGUUGGGCGGAGAAGCUUGAGAAACAUCACAAAGCCAUCCUUGCGAAACGCGCCCGCCGUGAAUGA